GGCUUAUAAAAUGAUAGCUGUAGCGGAAGCUGCAUGUGACAGCAUCGCAAUUUCUGUAACAAAGGAAUGCUCACAUUUAGAAAACUGUACUUCCGGCGAAAAACUGCUCGUACGACCGGAAAACAUCAAGACGGCACUCGGUGGAGUGUCCCCUUUUUUGGCAGCCGAAUAUUUGCGGCGCUGCCAGGCAUGCUCGGCGCAUCAAAACCUGAGCGCCACUCCACGCGAUUGCCAGGACGUGUAUAGCCAGGGACAGAGAAAAACAGGGACUUAUACAAUUUACCCAACACCGGGCUAUGUAUUUCAGAUUCGAUGUGACAUGGAGACGGCCCCCGGAGGCUGGACGGUGUUUCAGAGGCGAGUGUCGGACACCGACUUUUAUCGGACAUGGAAAGAGUACAAAAAUGGUUUCGGUGACCUUGAAAACUUCUGGCUCGGAAACGAGUACCUUUGGGCGCUAAUAAACUCCGCCCAUUAUGGCCUUCGAGUUGAUCUUACAGCGCCUGGUGGGGAAACAGCAUACGCUCAAUACAGUAAUUUCAAAAUCGGCCCUGAAAGCGAGAGCUACCUACUGCACGUGAACGGCUACAGCGGAACUGCUGGUGACAGUUUGUCCGGUCCUCGCCAUGACGGUUAUGUAUUUUGUACGAAGGACAGGGACGCCACUUCGAUGUGCACAUCCAUGUAUCGAGGCGCUUGGUGGUACGACAGUUGUCAUGUUUCAAAUCUCAAUGGUGACUAUGGGAACUCGCAGUACGGAAUUGGGAUGAACUGGCGAAGUUGGAAGGGCUACUACGUGUCUAUGGUGAAAACAGAAAUGAAGAUUCGUCGAAUGAGUUAAUUAAACAUACAACACGUAUAUGGCAUUGAUUUAUGACAUGAAUAAGCUUUCCAACGCAAUGAUCAACCAAGGGCAAAUAAAACAUGAUCUAAGACACUGUAGGUAUAACGAGGACGUGAAAAAAAACCGUAGCUUGUCAAAACGUCCCCGAGAACGUCCCUACAAGUGAAUGUUGCAUUAAGAACUAAUUUAAGAGAAAAAAGUAUAUGGAAUGGAUUUAUCAUUAAAUAACACUGCCCCUAACAGCGAGGAGCAUUUUAUUUAUGAAUUUUUAUAUUCAUAUUUUAAACAUAUUUAAACAUUGAUGUUUUGGGGACGUUUUGAAUAUGUAAAUACUUUUCUACACUAGUUUACAUGAUUGCGUGGAUAUAUAAAACGUUUCAUUAUAACAGCUACAAAUUUGCCUAGUUCACAAAAGGGUUUGUUAAUUGUUCUCACUCACAAGAGAUUCAAAACUAAAACAAUUACUUCUGCUUCU
Molecule: messenger RNA, 1319 nt
Organism: Mya arenaria
Lineage: Eukaryota; Metazoa; Mollusca; Bivalvia; Myida; Myidae
Product: microfibril-associated glycoprotein 4-like
Exons: 2
Coding region: 11-841 (276 amino acids)
Source: RefSeq, a predicted model, not a curated record